This is a messenger RNA of Spirodela intermedia, 10212 nucleotides long. The record is from the annotation of a GenBank genome assembly. Lineage: Eukaryota; Viridiplantae; Streptophyta; Magnoliopsida; Alismatales; Araceae.
AUGGCAACUUUGCGGCUCUUUGGUGACUGUCACUCGAUGGAGAGGAGCUAGAUGGAGGCCGAGCACGUGUCAGGGAGCUUCAUCCUCAAGUCUGUGCAGUAAGAGGAGGCUCUUCGUCACAUCUGGUAUGCUCUCAAGAGGUGGCGACUUGUCUCUCGACGGAUUGUCCUCUUCUCGACGAUGGCUUGUUUGUUGAUCAAUCGGAGAUGCUUUACUUGAUGAAUUUGCGAUCCUUUUAUCACGAAUCGUUCAGCAAUUUUAGUAACAAUGCUCCGCGAAUCAUGUUGAUGAGAUUUUUGCUGAUAUUCCAGUAAUUCUGGUUGCUUAAUCCUUCACUGGCGAUCUUUAGGAAAGUCACAAUAAUUAGAGAAAAAAAAUAUGAGUUUUGGCUCUAGGAUGAUUCAAACCCGCACCAGUUGCCUAACCUUUAUAAGGAAGGUGUGAUGUGGGUUUAGCCCCACAUUAGUUGUGCACCGAUUUUUGGGGGGAAUAUAUAGUAAUGUUACAUUUAUAAGCAAGUCCCUUGAUAAGUCUUCAUUAUCAUGAGUUAAUAAUUAGUAAAUAAUAUAGUUUUAGCCUUAACUCAUGAUAAAUAGACUUAUAUUUGUGUUAAAGCAUGAAAAGUGGUUUUCAGUUGAUUAACGUGAAUUUUUGGGUAAUUAUGUGAUUUUAUACGAUUUUUACAGUCUUAGUUUUGAGAUAAAUGAAGAACAAGAAAUAAAAAUAAAAAUAUUGCAAAAUGGGGGGACCCGCCGGCCAGCCGGGCCCGCAAGCGGGUCGGAAGCGCAGUCGGGGAGUAGCCGCGAGCAGGGGCUCGAGCGGCUUGCUUGGAUCGAUAGGGGCACGUGUGCGCCACUCCCCUUCCACGUCACCGGUGGUCAGCCGGCUGUGGGGCAAGGAGUGGUCGUACACGCGAGAGGACUUUGCCUAGAAAGCUAACUUUACUAUAUAUUCGCCCGAAUAAUCCGCGCACAACCGAUGUGGGACUAAACCCGCGUCACACCUUGUUCAGGGGCGGGCGACCGCCGCGGGUUCGAAUCCUCCCAGAGUCAAAAUUCAUAUAUUUUUAACUGAUUAUCGCGACUUUCCUGCAGAUCGCCGGUGAAGGAUUAAGCAACCGGAAUCGCUGGAUCAUCGGCGAAAAUCUCGUCAACGCGAUUCGCGGAGCAUUGCUACUAAAAUUUCUGAACGAUUCGCGAUAAAAGGAUCGCAAUCCAUCGAGUAAAUCAUCUCCGAUUGAUCGACGAACAAGCCGUCGUCGGGAAGAGGACGAUCCGCCGGGAGACCAGUCGCCACCUCCUGAGAGCGUACCAGAUGCGAUGAAGAGCCUCCUCUUGCUGCGCGGACCUGAGGAUGAAGCUCCCUAACACGCGCCUCACCUCCAUCCAGCCCCUCUCCGUCGGGUGACAGCCGCCGGAGAGCCGCAAAGUCGCCGUUUUUCCGCUCCGCCGGGUGACAGCCGCCGGAGACGAUUCGACGACCCACUUCAUUGGUCUCUAGACUUCGCGAGAAGAUCUAGAGAUUGCCCACGUCGUCUUUGUCCAAGGAGAGCCUUCGAGGCCGUGGACACUGCACGACGACCCUCCCGAACGCUCAGGAUUCCGGUGCAUCGCCGACGCGUCGCCGUCGCGACGCCGGAACUCUGUUUUCCUGCUUUAUCUAGAGAUUUCCCACGUCGUCUUUGUCCAAGGAGAGCCUUCGAGGCCGUGGACACUGCACGACGAUCCUCCCGAACGCUCAGGAUUCCGGUGCAUCGCCGACGCAUCGCCGUCGCGACGCCGGAACUCUGUUUUCCUGCUUUCAAUUUAAUUUACGCUUCAUUUAGUGAUACUUUGUUGAUUUUUAUUUACCAAACUAUACUUCGUUCAACUACGAUUCUUCCGGCUUUUACAGAUCUUAAUUUGAUUAAUUGAGUCGUCUGUAAUCGCCUACGUAAGAAUCGCCGGGCGGAACUCUGUUUCCGCCUGAUUCGCGUUCGCCGGGCGCUGACGUCAUCCUGACGUCCGCACCCUUAUUUCCUCUUUUUUUUGUGAAUUUUAAAUAUAUUUCCUUUUUAUUUCCUAGUAUAAAAUUCGUAAGAAAAUCGUACUCAUUGAGAAAAAUUCUGAAUAAUUACCAGAUAUUAUAUUACAUCCCUGUGAUCGACCUGGAAAAUUACCACUAUUUUUGGAAUUUUUAUUGAAUUAUAAUUGAUAUAUUUAUUUAGAAAUACUUCUAAAUAUCCGAAAAUUCGUAUUUUCUAGUUUUAUAAAUUUUAUAUUUGCGUGAUUUAACAUACAACGACUGAGUCACGUCAAAUUUUGGCGCCGUUGCCGGGGAUGUAUUGCAUAAUAUUUAGUAUUUUUCUGUUUUUCUAUUAGAGUACACAAAAAAAAAAAAAACUUUACUCUUGUUUUAUUUUCUUUUUGCUGAUUUUUAUUAGAAAAAGGGAACGAAAAGAAGCACGGCAAGGACUGGAGCAUCCUGAAGGAGGGUAACAGUUACUAACUUUUUCCCUCGAAUUUAUUGAUUUUUAUGCAUGGUAGAAGAUCCUUGCAUCCAAGGCUAGAAAAUCCUUUUAUUAUUUCAUUCAAAAAUAAAAAUCCGAAAGAAAAAUUAAUUUUGAUGGAUCCUGAAGGAAGUACAGGUCAAACUGAGAACAAUCCUAUGGCCAUGAAAAAUCAUUAUAUCCCUGAUUCAUUUCAAAGAGCAUCCAAUAUUAGAGUCCCAUUAGCACCCACUGUUAAAUUCGAAAUAAAUCCAGGAAUUUUUCAAAUGCUCCCUAAUUUUCAUGGAUUGCCUUUAGAGGAACCUCAUCAGCACUUAGAAAAAUUUCAUAUGGUCUGUGAUUUAGUUAAUCUCCCUCAAGUUACACCGGAAAUUAUUAAGAUGAAAUUAUUCCCUCAUACACUUAGGGACAAAGCUAGUCAUUGGCUAUCCACAUUAGAUAGAGAAUUAACUAGCUGGAAAGAUAUAGAACAGGCCUUUCUUCGAAAAUUUUAUCCCUUAGGAAAAACUCAAAAUAUGAGAAAACAUAUAUGGAGUUUUUCUCAAAGACCAGGAGAAACUUUGCAUGAGACAUGGGAAAAAUUCAAAGAUUUACUUAGAAAGUGUCCUCAUCAUGCUAUACCCAAGUGGCAGCUCAAUAGAAUUUUUUAUGAUGGAUUAUUAGAACAACAUAGAAAUAUGGUUGAUUCUAUAUGUGGAGGAGCUUUUAUGGAGAAAACUCCUGAUGAGAUUUACAAUCUUUAUGAGAAUUUAAGUGAAAAUUCUAGAGAUCAAGCCUCUUUUGAAUUAUAUGACAGGGAUAAGAAGAGAGGAAUUUAUGAAUUGCAUCAUGAUGAUGAUUCUAAACUUAGAAAUGAGGUUAAUCAGAUUAAUCAAAGAUUAGAAAAAAUUGAUUUACUUAUUGAUAAUAUUAGAAAGCCUUUUAACCCUCAACUUAAUUCGAAUAGUACAUGUCCUAUGUAUGGUGAAAAUGAUUAUUCUGAACUUCAAUGUUAUAAUUUAGAUCAAUCAUUUCACCCUAUGCAAGAACAAGUGCAAGUAGCUCACGGUUUUAAUAGAAAUAGGGAAAAUUUUUCAAAUUCUUAUAAUCCUAAUUGGAGGAAUAAUUUUUCAUGGAGAGACCCAAAUAAUAUUCAAAAUCCAGAAGCACUUAGACCCAAUUCAAACUCUGAAUUUCGUCCAAAACAAGAAAAUAGAUUUCAGAAAAAUCAGCCCUCUCAAACCCAACCUGAUGCUAUGGAAAUGAUGCAGCAAAUGAGCCAAAUGAUGCAACAAACUAUGAAUCAAAUGAUGCAACAAACUAUGAAUCAAAUGAUGCAGCACCAGAAACAAAUUAUAGAGGCCCUUGGGAAUAAGAGAGAAGAGGGACAGCUACCUAGUCAGCCCAUAGAAAAUCCAGGGAACCGCCCAACAAUAGGAUUUCAGCAUGGGGAGUCUAGUAGCAUGAAUCUAGGAAAAAACCCACGAAAUGAAAAUGUUAGGACAGUGAAUGCAUUAAGGAGUGGUAAGAUCUUACCUGAUCCUUAUCCCCAAACAUUAGAAGAAAAAGAAAAUGUGGACACCCCAAAACAAAAUCAAAUAGGAGUAGAAGAGGAUUUUAUAGAUUCUACCAAAGAAAUUUCGAAAGAGAGGACAACCAUUCCAUUUCCUAAAGCUCUAGAGCCUAGACAAAGAAAGAAAAAGGAACACAAUGAAGAAAUAAAGAAAAUUUUACAAGAUGUGCAAAUUAGUCUUCCUUUACUCACUGCCAUUGAACAUAUUCCUGAAUAUGCUAGAGUUUUGAAAGAAAUGUGUACACCAAAAAGGGCACCUAGAGUAGAAAAAUUAUCUAUGCAUGCUAGUGCGUUAUUAUUAAAUCAAUUACCAUUUAAAUUGAGAGAUACAGGUGCUCCUUUAAUUUCGUGUGAUAUUGGUGGAUUCAUUUUUCAGAAUGCAUUACUUGACACCGGUGCUAGUAUUAAUUUAUUACCUGCAAGUAUUUGUGAUAAAUUUAAUAUUUCUGAUCUUAAACCUUCUACUGUUACCUUACAAUUUGCUGAUAGAUCCAUAAAACAUCCUAAAGGUAUCUUAGAAAAUGUGAUAGUGACAGUUAAAGGGUGUAAAUUUCCAGCUGAUUUUGUAGUGCUGGAAAUGGAUUUUAAUGGACAGUUUUAUGAUACACCAAUCAUCCUAGGGAGACCAUUUUUGCAUACAGCAAAGAUGAAUAUUGAUUUUCCCACAGGUAUUGCGAAAAUUUCAUGUGGAGAUCAAUCAGUAGAAAUUAAAAUUUUUGAGGUAUCAAAUGAUCUUAAGAAAUCCCAAGUAUAUGAUUGUCAUACCAUAGAUCUUCUAGAUGAUUUUGAUGAUCCAGAUGUUAUUGAUGACUGUGUGCUGGAAGAAUUAGAGGAAAUAGAGAAUAUAAAUUUAGAAGAAAAGAAAGAGGAAGAUCAUCUGAAUUUAGAGUUGAAACCUCUCCCCUCUAGUUUAAAAUAUAUGUUUUUGGAGGAAAAUAAUUCAUUUCCUGUUAUUAUUGCAGCUGAUUUGAGUAAUGAACAGGAAGAAGAAUUAUUAGAUGUACUUCGAAAAAAUAAGAAGGCUAUGGGCUGGAAAAUGGACGAUCUAAGGGGCAUUGAUAUGAGAGUAUGCAUGCAUAGUAUAUAUUUAGAGGAGGGGGCUAGAACUAGCAGGGAACCACAACGAAGAUUAAAUCCUAACAUGAUGGAAAUUGUAAAAAAAGAAAUUUUAAAGUGGCUGGCUGCUGAUAUUAUUUACCCUAUUUCAGAUAGCAAAUGGGUUAGUCCUACACAAGUAGUGCCAAAAAAAUCAGGGAUCACGGUUAUAAAAAACGAAAAUGGGGAGGAAAUACAAACAAGACUAACUACCGGUUGGAGAGUUUGCAUUGAUUAUAGAAAAUUAAAUUCAGUUACUAGAAAAGAUCAUUUUCCCCUACCAUUUACUGAUCAAAUUUUAGAAAAAUUAGCUGGAAAAAACUUUUUUUGUUUUCUGGAUGGAUACUCUGGUUAUAAUCAAAUUUAUAUAAACCCUUUAGAUCAAGAAAAAACAACUUUCACUUGUCCAUUUGGUACUUUUGCUUUUAAACGCAUGCCUUUUGGUCUGUGUAAUGCUCCAGCCACAUUUCAAAGAUGUAUGCUGUCUAUUUUUUCUGAUAUGAUUGGAAAAUGCAUGGAAAUUUUUAUGGACGAUUUUUCUGUUUUUGGUGAAUCAUUUGAUGAAUGCUUAAAUCAUUUACAGCAUGUACUUGAGAAAUGCAUAGAGAAAAAAUUAGUUUUGAGUUGGGAGAAAUCACAUUUUAUGGUUAAAGAGGGAGUUGUGUUGGGUCAUAUUGUGAGUGAAAAGGGUUUAGAGGUGGAUAGAGCAAAAAUCGAUAUUAUAUCUAAAAUGAAACCUCCGAAUUCAGUAAAACAGAUUAGAUCUUUCUUGGGUCAUGCAGGUUAUUACAGAAAAUUUAUUCAAGAUUUUUCGAAAAUUUCUAAACCUCUCACCAUGCUAUUAUCUAAAGAUGUGCCUUUUAAUUUUGAUGAGAAAUGUUUUGAGUCUUUUUCCGAAAUAAAAAGAUUACUUACUGAGGCACCCAUUUUACAAGCUCCUGAUUGGUCCCUUCCCUUUGAAAUAAUGUGUGACGCUUCGAAUUAUGCAGUGGGGGCCGUUCUAGGACAAACAAAAGAGUCAAAACCCAUAGUAAUUUCAUAUGCUAGUAAAACUAUAUCUGAUGCUCAAUUAAAUUAUACCACGACUGAAAAAGAAUUGUUAGCUGUAGUAUUUUCGUUAGAAAGGUUUAGAUCAUAUAUUUUGGGAGCUAAAAUUAUUAUUUAUACUGAUCAUGCAGCAUUAAAAUAUCUGUUAAAUAAGAAAGAUGCAAAGCCACGUUUAUUAAGAUGGAUUUUAUUGUUGCAAGAAUUUGACUUAGAAAUAAAAGAUAAAAAGGGUUUCGAGAAUGUUGUUGCUGACCAUCUUUCUAGAUUAAGUGAUACAGGAAUAAAUGCAGCACCUUUACAAGACGCAUUUCCAGAUGAACAAUUGAUGGCAGCUCAACAUCAACCAUCACCAUGGUAUGCACAUAUUGUUAAUUUUCUGGUUUCUGGAAAAACUCCAGAACAGUGGGAUAAGAACAGAAAAAAUCAUUUCUUUUCUAAGAUUAGAAAUUAUUUUUGGCAUGAUCCUGAUUUAUAUUACUUGGGCAAUGAUCAAAUUUUAAGGAGAUGUGUUCCUGAAGAAGAAUAUCAUAGCAUUAUUAACAUGUGUCAUUCAUCUAACUGUGGAGGACAUUUCUCUGGACGAAAAACAGCUGCAAAAAUUUUCCAGUGUGGUUUUUAUUGGCCUACAAUCAUUAGAGAUUCUAUAGAAUUUAGUAGAACAUGUAUUUCAUGCCAAUCUAUAAGUAACAUGAGUAAAAAAGAUGAAAUGCCCAUGAGUAAUAUGUUAGUAGUCGAAAUUUUUGAUGUAUGGGGAAUAGAUUUCAUGGGUCCCUUCCCAUCAGCUGAAAAAUAUGAAUAUAUUUUGCUUGCUGUUGAUUAUGUGUCGAAGUGGGUGGAAGCUAUUCCUACUAGAACUAAUGAUCAUAAAAUCGUGAUGAAAUUUGUGCAGGAAAAUAUUUUUUCGAGAUUUGGAUGUCCUAGAGUGAUUAUUAGUGAUGGAGGAACACAUUUUACAAAUAAAAAUUUCAGAGAACUGUUGAAAAAGAAUGGAGUACACCAUAGAGUAGCCACUCCAUAUCAUCCCCAAACAAAUGGGCAAGCUGAAGUAGCAAAUAGGGAAAUUCAGAGAAUUUUGAGAAAAAUAGUUAGACCAGAUAGGAAAGAUUGGCCCACGAAAUUACAAGAUGCAUUAUGGGCUUAUAGAACAGCUUAUAAAAAUCCCAUAGGUAUGUCCCCAUUUCGUCUCAUUUUUGGAAAGCCAUGUCAUCUUCCUGUGGAAAUAGAGCAUAAAGCAUUAUGGGCUAUAAAAAAUUUAUGUAUGGAUGAAAAAUCAGCUGGUGGGCAUAGAAUUUUUCAGUUACAUGAACUAGAGGAGUUGAGGAAUGAAGCUUAUGAAAAUCAUAGAAUAUAUAAAGAAAAAACUAAAACUUUUCAUGAUAAAUACAUUAGCAGAAAAAAAUUUGAUGUUGGACAAAAAGUGUGGUUAUAUGAUUCUAGGCUGAAAUUAUUCCCAGGAAAAUUAAAAUCAAAAUGGAAAGGGCCUUAUGUGGUGGAAGAGACAUAUGAUCAUGGGGCUGUAAUGAUUAAAGAUCCUAAAAGUGAUCAUAACUUUAAGGUAAAUGGACAGCGGCUUAAACAUUACAUAGAACAUGAACGCCUUGCAGAAAAAGAAAUUUUAUUAUUAAAAGAAAUUCAAGAGUAAGAUCAAGGAGUCCAGCUGGAGACAUUAAAUUCAGCGCUGCAUGGGAGGCAACCCAUGGUUUUUAUUUCAUUUUGUUUGAUUUUUUUUAAGCUCUGUUUUUCUUAGAAUUUCGCAGUACUUGUUUCUGUAUUUGUUUUUCUGUCGAAAAAGUGCAGGAGGAGUGUAAGAUGAAGUGGAAAAUUAAAAACGAGGUUGAGGUGAUGUCUUUCUGAGCUUCAUCAUUUAUGAAAAUAUUUUUAAUGCUUAACUUUGCAGAUAUGCAUGCUUCACUUGAAAAUUAUAUUUUCUGCAUAUUCUGUUUCGAGUUUUCUGUGUCAUUGAGGACAAUGUCAUUUUUAAGUUGGGGGGUGAAGUAUUCAUUAUUAAUUUAUGCUGUAGGACGAUUAAGAACAUGUGUUUGCAGUUUAUUCAACUUAGAACAGCAACUAAAAAAAUAAAAAUAAAAUAAAAUUCGGAAAAAUUGCAACAAUUUUCUGGUUUUCUGUCAGAAACAACAGACUGUCAAAAACAGCAGACAAAAAACAGCCCGAAAUUUGAAAUUCUAGAAGACCCUUUUCUCACAUUUCAAUCCCUUAGACAUAUAUUACUGAAAUUCGAAAUUACAGCUAUAAAGAAGAUAGUUUUGAUUUAUUUUUGACAAAUUUAUUGCUGCUAAAACUGAAAACAGAAAACAGAACUGUCAGAACUAUCUAAUUUACAAAUUCCUUACAUCAUAUUGCAUGCAUGAAAAAUUAAAUCAAUUAGAUUGAUUGAUACCAAAAGAUACUAGGAAGAUUAUUAUUGAGUCAAAAGAAUGAUCUAGUAGCAUGAAAUGUUGGAAUACUCCUUGGAUACAUGAUAGAUAACAUGGAUUUGAUUUUACAGAUUUUCACUUCAUGAUCUUGAUGGAUAAUAUUUACUUGAUGUGAAAAUUUGAUUGAUCAUUUGAGUUUAAUGGAGAUUUUUGCACCCUGAUCUAUAGGACUUGUGAGGAGAAAUCACUUAUUUCAAAAAAAAAAAAGAAAAAAAAAAAAAGAGAGAGCAAUGUGAAAAAUCUAGAAACGAAGAGUACACAUGGAGGGUGUGAGACAUCAUUCUCAUUGUCGAAAAUCGUGCAUAGAAAAACACUUGCUGAAAAAUAAGUGGAUAAAGUGAAAGCCCUGAAAAUGAAGAGUACACAUGGAGGGUGUGAGACAUCAUUCUUAUUGUCGAAAUUUGUCUACAGGAAAAGCUACUUAUCCACUAUAUAUAUAUAAAAAAAAAAAAAAGAAGGAAGAAAUAUAGUGCAAACUUCAAAAAUCAAGUCAUAGAAAAAGGGAAAUGUAAGAUCAAUAUUAUUCUUGGAUGAGUAUUGAUAAUUGGAACAUCUUGUAAAUACAUCUAUGAGUGAAGAAGUGAUAAAGAUGUGAAUAGAAGAAGUGAAGUCUAGAUUGUUAUUCCAAGGAGUGUUUAAACAUUUAAGUGCUUGACAUCAUUCUUAAAUACUUGAUAUAAGAAUCCAAAGUGUUUAAAGGUGCAUCAUUUCUAAUUGUAUUUCUUUUCUGUAUUGAAAUAUGAUGUUUGAGAUUUGUAAAUUUUUAUUUUCGUAAUUCCAUUGCUAAGGGACUAGCAAUGAUUUAAGUUGGGGGGUGUGAUAAGUCUUCAUUAUCAUGAGUUAAUAAUUAGUAAAUAAUAUAGUUUUAGCCUUAACUCAUGAUAAAUAGACUUAUAUUUGUGUUAAAGCAUGAAAAGUGGUUUUCAGUUGAUUAACGUGAAUUUUGGGUAAUUAUGUGAUUUUAUACGAUUUUUACAGUCUUAGUUUUGAGAUAAAUGAAGAACAAGAAAUAAAAAUAAAAAUAUUGCAAAAUGGGGUGAUCCGCCGGCCAGCCGGGCCCGCAAGCGGGUCGGAAGCGCAGUCGGGGAGUAGCCGCGAGCAGGGGCUCGAGCGGCUUGCUUGGAUCGAUAGGGGCACGUGUGCGCCACUCCCCUUCCACGUCACCGGUGGUCAGCCGGCUGUGGGGCAAGGAGUGGUCGUACACGCGAGAGGAUUUUGCCUACAAAGCUAACUUUACUAUAUAUUCGCCCAAAUAAUCCGCGCACAACCGAUGUGGGACUAAACCCGCGUCACACCUUGUUCAGGGGCGGGCGACCGCCGCGGGUUCGAAUCCUCCCAGAGUCAAAAUUCAUAUAUUUUUAACUGAUUAUCGCGACUUUCCUGCAGAUCGCCGGUGAAGGAUUAAGCAACCGGAAUCGCUGGAUCAUCGGCGAAAAUCUCGUCAACGCGAUUCGCGGAGCAUUGCUACUAAAAUUUCUGAACGAUUCGCGAUAAAAGGAUCGCAAUCCAUCGAGUAAAUCAUCUCCGAUUGAUCGACGAACAAGCCGUCGUCGGGAAGAGGACGAUCCGCCGGGAGACCAGUCGCCACCUCCUGA